GCGCCUUCAUACGCGCGGGAAAACAAACGGACGCUCCUCAGACUAAAGCAGGACUUAAAAACGACGGAAUUUUGCUCAAAAUCAGCGAGCUGACAAACACAGACGCGAAGAUGUUUGCUUGGGCUGUUAUCGUCAUCUUUAUUGCACACUUUAAUAUGGUAUCCUCCAGCUGCCCGGCGGUGUGCUCCUGUGCUCCGGAUGCCCCCCAGUGUCCUCCAGGAGUGGGUCUGCAGCGGGACGCCUGCGGCUGUUGUCUGGUGUGUGCCAGACAGCUGAACGAGGACUGCAGCCGCUCAGAGCCCUGCGACCACAGCAAGGGCCUGGAGUGCAACUAUGGGGCCAGCCACGGGGCCACCAGGGGCAUCUGCAGAGCUAAAUCAGAGGGCCGGCCGUGCGAGUACAGCAGCCGGAUCUACCAGAACGGGGAGAGUUUCCAGCCCAACUGUAAGCACCAGUGCACCUGUAUGGACGGGGCGGUGGGCUGUGUGCCGCUGUGCCCGCAGGAGCUCUCGCUGCCCGCGCUGGGCUGUGCCAACCCUAGGCUGGUCAAAGUGCCCGGCCGCUGCUGCGAGGAGUGGGUCUGCGAUGAUGAGCAGCAGGGCGGGAAACUCAUCGAAUCGGCCAAUAAGAUGCCUGGAAAUAAAGAAGUGGGCGGAGACUCGGAGAAAGAACUGACCAAUAAAAACGAGCUGAUCUCUGUCAUCAUGAACACCAAACUCAAAUCGUUACCUGCUUUCCGAUCGCAUCAGAUGGAGAAGUGCAUCGUGCAGACCACCGGCUGGUCCCAGUGCUCCAGGAGCUGUGGUACAGGAAUCUCCACCCGAAUCACCAAUAAUAACGCUGAAUGCAAACUGAUGAAGGAGAGCCGCAUCUGUGAGGUCCGGCCCUGCAGCCAGUCUCCACACACCAGCCUGAAGAAAGGAAAGAAAUGCAACCGCACCAAGAAGUCUGUGACGCCGGUGAAGUUCUCUUACGCCGGCUGCUCCAGCUUGAAGAAGUACCGUCCUCGGUUCUGCGGCUCCUGCGUGGACGGACGCUGCUGCAGCCCCCAGAACACCAGGACCAUCCGGGUCAAGUUCCGCUGCCAGGACGGAGAGACCUUCAACAAGAACGUGAUGAUGAUCGAGUCCUGCAAGUGCACGAAGCACUGCCCGCACGCCAGCGAGGCCGGAUUCCCCUUCUACAGACUCUACAACGACAUCCACAAGUUCACAGACUGAGGAAACACUGACAGAAACACUGCUCUGACAGUCUCUCACAUCCAGAACUUCCGUCAUCAAGAAGCAUUUCAUAGAUGAGGAUGAACUAUUGUGCAGUUUUCAGAAAUAAUGAGUCGAAAUAAGCUGAAAACAAGCUAAAUAAUCACACCACACACGAUUGUUUAGCUUGUUUAAAUGAAAACUUCACUCAGUAUCUGAAAACAACACGAUACUUUGCACUUCUUGAUCUUCUUAAUUUUCAGAUGUUUGGAGACUAAGGCCGUGUCCACAUGUACAUGGGUAUUGUUCUAUAUUUUAAACAAUUGCAUGUGUGUUAAGGCCAUGCUGAACCUACAGGGGGCGACUUUACACCAAAUGCGCAUCAGUCAUCUGAACAUGUCACUUUCAGUUGUGUGUUCGUGUUGAUGAACUGAGGAACCGUGUAGAAGAGUACAGUUUUGAAGAUACCCGUGUUCGUGUGGACGAUGCCUCCGUAAGACGAGCUUCUUUCAUGCACCGACCAAUAGGCAACCGGGGGUUCCGUCCGCCGGCCAAUCAACUACCAUCUCCUGUUGUAACUAGAUUCCCACGGAAUUACAGACUUACGAUACGGGGACUUUUAUCGUGCACUGUUUGCUGAGGUCAGCGUUUCCAGAAAAAACAAACGAACAAUGUCUCGCUUCACAAUGGAGCGCAAUGUGUUAAUGGCUUCGUUACGGAGCAACCUGUAAAGAUGCGCUUGUUAAUAUUUCAGUUCCUGAUGUAUAUCUCGAUGACCCAACUGUAGAUUUGUGUAUAUGUGUGUGUGUGUGUGUGUGUGUUCCAGUUUGCACAUGCAAAACCUACAAGACUCAAACCUGACUCAAAGGUUGAGCCUGUCCAGUGAUAACACACUCCCUCCUAAUGCGGGUGAACGCAUCCUCAUUAGCUGCGUCCCAAAUCGCAUGCGUACGCACUGAUCUGCGGCAUUUAUGAGUAUGAAUAGUGCAUUUUAAUACUUGAAUGAUGCACUUAUUCAACUGUUAAACACAAGUACUACAUGACUGCGUGUAUGAGAAGCGUGAAAAGCAGCAUGUAAAUGUAAUUAAUCAUUAAUUAUAAGUGCCGGCUGUGUAAUUUGUGACGCAGCUAAUGUUUGGCAGCUAGAGGAAACCAACAUCAGAUUAACAGCGGACUCUCACACCGGUUGAGUGAAUGUUUUAUAAUUGUUAUUAAUAUUAUUUAUCGCAAAUGUAGCUCUUCUAUUUGAACAUUGUCAUACUGGAAUAAAGUGUACAGGAAGAAUUAUCUAUGAUCUAAUUUUAUAUGUUAUGAGUAAAUAAAAGGUUUAUUUAUGAAGCGAA
Messenger RNA from Danio rerio (zebrafish), 2542 nucleotides. RefSeq names its product cellular communication network factor 1 (gene ccn1). Gene Ontology annotation, biological process: positive regulation of multicellular organismal process; signal transduction; regulation of multicellular organismal development. The record is from RefSeq and is marked validated. NCBI's taxonomy places the organism in Eukaryota, Metazoa, Chordata, Actinopteri, Cypriniformes, Danionidae. Gene Ontology annotation, cellular component: extracellular region.